UUACAUUCUGCAGAAGGCGCCGGACGACGCCGAGCCGGGCCUUCUGUACUACUACCUCUCGACGAUCGCCGACGUGGCCGCCAAUCGGUACAUCAACGCCAGCUCCUUCUACUUUGCGCCGAAUCACGCCUUCACGCCCUCCUACCGCGGCUUCUUCAACAAGACGCUGCCCCUCUUCGGGCCCCGAGCUUACCGCGCCGACGACUUCAACGACCCCUACCACCUGCAGCGCACCUCGACGCUGAACACCAUCGAGGCGACCGACGUGGGCGCCAUUCCCAACAACUCCCAGUCGGCCAACUACACCAACGAGCAGUACCGCAUCAACGACUGGUACGUAGCCGUGGCGGUGAUGGAGAUCGACUACCAGCGGCUGGACAUCAACCAGUGUCCGGUGGGGGAGGGCAAUCCACCGCCGAACAUCUACGCCAACACUGCCCGCUGCCAGAAUGUGACCACUGAAUGCGAACCGGUGCACGGUUUUGGCUUUCGCCGAGGCGGCUACCAGUGUCGUUGCAAGCCGGGCUACCGCCUUCCCGAGAUGGUCCAAUUCCCAUUCAGGGGCGAGAACAUCGAACGGGCGACGCAGAGUGAAUUCGAGGGCGGCUACGCCUGCGAGAAGAUCGGCUACAUUGCCGUGCGCACGCAAAAUGUCCUGCCCAUCGACCCGCUUGAACGCCGGAAAUUGAUCAUGAAGAUGGAAACGCUGACCGGCGUGCGGGGCAACUCUAGCACCUCUGCGCGCAUCGACCCGGACACGCUGAGCGGCUUUAUGCGCACGGUGAACCCAGACAACUGCCACCGGCUGCGCUCAGAGGAGCUGCGCCUGCGCGGCGACGUCGCCCACGGGAAGGAGGUGCAGUACGAGAACCAGGCCCGGGUGGCCCUCCGCCUGGCCAACUUCCUCUCCGCCUUCCUGCAGGUGGUCGAUCCGAAGGAGCAGUUUGCGGAGUUCCGCGUGCCCGACAAGCCGCUCAGCAAGGACCAGGUGAUUGGCGAGGCGCUGGCGGCGAUGAUCGGCGACCAGAAGGCGCUGGGCGUGGCGGUGAUCUUCCGGCCGCACAAGCUGCACGAGAACUACACCCACUUUGCGCCGUACGCCUACAAGCUGGAGCGAAACACGCGCAAGUUCUUCGUCGACGACCUGGGGCGGUACGGCGAGGAGCACCGCCGCCAUUACCUCAACCAGGAGUACUACAAGCGGCUGCUGGUGCGCUGGUCGCUGGUGGACGCCGAGGAGCUGGAGCAGUACACGACGAAGAUCAACAUUCGCUACAAUGCGGCGGGCUUCAAUAAGAUCCGCUACGACCGCUAUCCGCUGCAGUACCGGGCGGCGGAGAUCCGCCACGGCUUCUGGACGGUGCCCUACUUUGACUGCGGCGGCUUUCACCACAAGUGGAUGAUCACCUUCGCGGUGCCCUUCUUCGGGCCGGACGCCAUCAAGGCUCGCAUCGAGCUGAAGGGCGUCGUCGCCAUUGACGUGCCGCUGGAGAGUCUGGACAUCAACCAGUGCGGCACGGCGACGCCGCCCGAGUUCGACUACAGCCUGGGGGCGAUCAGUGCGGCGAACCAAGGCGACAACGUCUACGACCUGCAGACGGACAACUACCCGCUGCACAAGUACGUCAACACUCCGAACGCCUUCCGCAACACGCACAAGUGUGACCGCCUGUCCACCUUCUGCGUGCCCAUUCUCGGACGGGGCUUCAACGCCGGUGGCUACAAGUGCAUGUGCGGCCAGGGCUUCGAGUACCCCUUCAACGACGACAUCACCUACCACGACGGACAGAUCAUGGAGGCGGAGUACGAGAACAUGGUCCGCAAUAAGAACUCCCGCUACGAUACGCUCGCCUGUCGCGUCGCCCGUGCCCCUACAGUAGGCGUUCUCUCUGUGUUCGCCCUCCUGGCGUCUGCCCUGGUGGCAGCCGCCUUGUCCCACUUUCUCUGUCUGCUUUCCUAA
Rhagoletis zephyria (snowberry fruit fly) is the source of this 1960-nucleotide messenger RNA. The record is from RefSeq and is a predicted model, not a curated record. Lineage: Eukaryota; Metazoa; Arthropoda; Insecta; Diptera; Tephritidae.